GUGAACAGGUUGACUCGGCCGGCCGAGCAGUAUCACCAUUUUCUUAGUCAUGACUGGGGGACAAGUGCUUGGUUGAAGUAUGUCUCCCUACUCAUCUACUACAACUCCGGUGCUGCCACGCUGGCCACUAUCCUGGUCAGCGCAGCGCUGGGUGUUGCCGUGGCCUGUGAGGUCCUACCGGAGAUGGCAUGGAUGCCCGUGUGCGGAUAUUUGGUGUUUUUCACUUUUCUCUUCUUCUGGCAACAGCUCCGACGGCUCGUAUUGCGACCUAUGAUCGUUUUUCUCGACAAGCUCUGCAUCCCGCAAGACGACGAGGACCUAAAGGCUCGUUGCAUCUUUGGGCUCGCCGGAUUUCUGGACAGAGCAGAGAC
This is a messenger RNA of Symbiodinium sp. CCMP2456, 371 nucleotides long. NCBI's taxonomy places the organism in Eukaryota, Dinophyceae, Suessiales, Symbiodiniaceae. The record is from the annotation of a GenBank genome assembly.